Carassius auratus (goldfish) is the source of this 4798-nucleotide messenger RNA. Its product is annotated as extended synaptotagmin-2-like. The record is from RefSeq and is a predicted model, not a curated record. Lineage: Eukaryota; Metazoa; Chordata; Actinopteri; Cypriniformes; Cyprinidae. Gene Ontology annotation, cellular component: endoplasmic reticulum membrane. Gene Ontology annotation, molecular function: calcium ion binding; phosphatidylcholine binding; phosphatidylethanolamine binding. The transcript is spliced from 23 exons. Bases 401 to 3076 code for a protein of 891 amino acids. Gene Ontology annotation, biological process: lipid transport.
CUGGUUGUUUGUGUAUCUGCAGCUGCUCGGCUCAGGGUGGCGGGUUUGCGCUGUCCUGACACUCAAGGACCUCCUGUGAGCCGUUGUGUGUGUGUGUGUGUGUGUGUGUGUGAAGAGAUCAGCUGUCAUAAACCAACACUACAGAUAGCAGCAGCCAGCAGCAAGAGCAGGUCAGACGGGACACGCGCAGAGGCUCUUGUUCAGUUAUACACAGCUAGAUCAAAUCAAAGCGAGCUGCCACUAUCCGUGUCAAAAUGGACUGGUGUACGGGCGAACUAACGUGAAAACAUCCUAGUGUAGCCUACUUGUGAUGAUCUGAAGUGUUUACUCUCUCAGCUUUUGCAUUGAAGCACAAUGUAUACGUUUGACAGCCGUGCGUAACAUUUCGUCCGGUCUGACUAUGACAGAGGACAUAAUGACGGCUGUGCGCGGAAAUCUUUCUCAAACAGCAGGUGCCUCGGGACAAAAGGACAGCGGACAAACUGAACCCGUAAGCGGGGAGAUCCCUUUCUCGUCGCCCGCGGAGCUGAGCCAGGACCCCGCGUCCUGCACCGGGGAACUGACGCGCACGUGGCUGCAGUUCGCCAAGACAUUCUUCAUUAUCUUCCCCAUAUAUGUCUUGGGGUAUUUUGAGUUCAGUUUCAGUUGGCUCUUAAUCGCACUCACGAUAUUUUUCUUUUGGAAGAGAAACACGAGGUGUAAGAACACUAGGCUGAAUAGAGCACUUUCUUUUUUGGAGGAAGAGGACACGGUUAAACAGGAGGUGGAUGCAACCGAGUUACCCUCAUGGGUUCAUUAUCCAGAUGUGGAGCGAGUUGAGUGGCUAAAUAAGACAGUGAAACAGAUGUGGCCUUACGUGUGUCAGUUUGUGGAGAAGCUGUUUAAAGAAACAAUCGAGCCAUCGAUCAAAGAAGCCAGUCCCCACCUCAGUACGUUCGGCUUCACCAAGAUUGAUCUUGGAGAUCAGCCUCUCAGAAUCAAUGGGGUCAAAGUUUACACUGAGAACGUGGACAGACGGCAGAUCAUCAUGGACCUUCAGAUCAGCUAUGUUGGGAAUACUGAAAUCGAUGUGGAUGUCAAAAGGUACUACUGUAGAGCAGGGAUCAAAAGUAUACAGCUUCAUGGAGUUCUGCGGGUGAUUCUUGAGCCACUUUUGGGGAAUAUGCCGCUGGUUGGUGCUCUUUCCCUCUUCUUCCUAAAGAAGCCACUUUUGGACAUAAACUGGACAGGCCUCACAAAUAUAUUGGACAUUCCAGGGCUUAAUGGCUUUUCAGACCACAUGAUCCAGGAUAUUAUCAGCACUUACAUGGUGUUGCCUAACAGGAUCACUGUACCACUAAUAGGUGAGGUUGAAUUGGCACAGCUCCGUUUCCCCAUGCCAAAGGGAGUUCUAAGGAUUCAUUUUCUUGAAGCUCAGAAUCUGGAAGUUAAGGACACCUAUCUGGGCGGGCUGAUCAAAGGCAAGUCUGACCCCUAUGGCAUGCUGCUGGUCAGCAACCAGCUCUUUAGAAGCAAGACCAUCAAAGAAUGUCUGCACCCAAAAUGGAAUGAGGUGUAUGAGGCACUAGUAUAUGAACAUUCCGGACAACAUCUGGAAAUUGAGCUCUUUGAUGAAGACCCAGAUAAAGAUGACUUCUUGGGCAGUCUAAUGAUUGACUUGAGUGAGCUUCAUAAAGAACAGAAAGUUGACGAGUGGUUUGACUUGGAAGAAGUUACUACAGGCAAACUUCAUCUCAGAUUAGAGUGGCUGUCAUUGUACCCGAGUGCUGAGAAACUAGAUCAAGUAUUAUGGAGCAUAAGGGCCAAUGACAAUCUUUCCUCAACUCUGCUAGUUGUUUGCCUGGACUCUGCCAGUAAUUUGCCGAGUGUCUUUGAGGGCAGCUUUGGCUGUGGAAACCUAAAGGAGAGGAGGGCCUCUGGCCUAGUCUUUUGUGAGAACCCCGACUCUCUCUGUAGAACAUUGUUUUCUGGGAAGAAAGUGAGCAUAGAUCCAAAUCCUUUUGUCAAACUGACUGUAGGACAAAAGAUGUACACCAGCAAGGUAAGAUAUAAAACUAGCGAGCCGCUGUGGGAAGAGGCUUUUCACUUCCUUAUCAAGAACCCACACACAGAGGAACUGGAAAUUGAGGUGAGGGAUAGUAAGCACAAGUGCUCUUUGGGAAGUAUGCGGGUGGCACUUGGUUCUCUCCUGAAGGAGGUGGACAUGACGCUGAAUCAGCAGUUCCCCCUGCAGAACUCUGGCCCCAACAGCACCCUCAAACUCAAAAUGGCUCUCAGGGUCCUUGGUUUAGAGAAGGAGGUCACAUGCAGCCAGCCGUCGUCUGUCCGAGUCAGACACACUAGUCGGAAUAGCACUUGCAUGUCUCCACAACCUCAAGCAGCUACUAGCACCAGCAACUCUGCAGUCAUCCAGCCAUCACACAACCCGUCUUGUACCCUUGCACCAGACACCCCUCAAGGGAAAAGAGGAUUGGAUGGCUCCCCGGUGCGGAUAGCAGAGGCAGGCCACAGCGUCUCCAGUCUAGAGAUGAACAGCUUGCAGAAGCAUCAGUCUCCCAGAAACUCUAUGCCUAGUCUGGCCUCUGACAUCUCGCUGCCCUCUGCCACACUGGAGCUGCAGCACAGGUUACAGCAGCCACAGAACGGGUCUGGGCUGAGCCAGUGUCCGCUCGGUGAAGUCCAGCUCACUAUCCGACACAGCUCACAAAGGAAUAAACUCAUUGUAGUGGUUCAUGCCUGCAGAAACCUCACAGCACUGACUAAAGAUGGCUUAGACCCAUACAUCCGCCUGUACCUGUUACCAGACAAGAGCCGCAGUGGCCGCAGAAAAACCAGCACUCUCAAGAAGACGCUCAAUCCUACCUAUGACCAGUUCUUUGAGUUCAGCGUGUCAAUAGUGGAACUGCACAGGAGGACAUUGGAUGUCGCUGUCAAGAAUGGAGGAGGACUGUUGUCUAAACACAAAGUACUACUAGGCAAGGCAGUUGUGGACUUGGCAAGUGAAGACAUUUCUAAAGGAUGGACCCGAUGGUAUCAUCUGACUGAGGAUGGAUCAAAGAAGAUAAUUCAGAUCUAGGGGUUCAUGCUAGAAAGCAGAUAUGAAUGGAACCGCAGAUAACUGGGACAUGUCACGGCACGCACAGGAUUGAAGCUUUAGUAGCAGAAGAGCAGCGCUGGACUAUCUAAACCAGGCUAAUUCUGCUGGGAUUUACACUGGCCUACAAAGUGUCUCUCUCAUUCUCCCCAAAGCUAAAACUGCCACCUGGUCCGCUUACUCUCUCUUUCUCAAAGGAUUCAAUCUGAUUGUCUUUUUUGUUUUGUCUGCUUGUUUUUGUUUUAUUCAUCUUAUUGGUGUUUGGACAAAUAAUUUCCCUUUUUUUUUACCUGAUAAAAUACGUUACCCAUGAAGUUAAGAAACGAUGAUAGAAAAAAAAUAUAUUAUUUAGAUCAUUAGAUUUAUUAAUACAUGUGCCUUUAUUUAUUGCAUUUAAGUUAUUCUGAUAAUAUUUUGAAACUUUUUGAUUUCUGGGUUUUGUAAGCAAUCAAAAUCACAUCUGAAAGAAUUUCAUGUUAAUGGAAAGUCAGAUAUUAUUGUAGCAUUGUUGUUGUUUUUUUUUGAGACAGUAUAUUACAUAAAACACAUGGCCAAAGCCAAAGGCCACACGUAAACCUUUGUAUGUAUAUAUAUGAACAUUUAUUUUUUUCUUCAAUUUUAUGCUUAUUUUAUCUCAUACAGCUAUUUACUGUUACUGUAUGUGCAGAUCUUCAUAGAUGAUCCACUGGUAAUUUAUUUUAGAAGUAUUUUACUGUAUCCUGUUGCAGAACACAAAAUGAAAAGAUUGUACAGAAAUGUUUGAUACCCAUUUUGUCAGCAACAGUUUUAAGAGAAAAAGCAUAAUGUGUAUUUAGUAUGUGACAUUUUUAAGAUGUUAUGGAUUGUUUUUAAAGACUGUGAAAUGGCUGUUGAUAUGAUUUCCAGCCUUAUUCUUCUCUAUGCAUGAUAUCAUUAAAAUGUGAAAUUCAACUUGAAUCACACUGAACUUGUAACUUGAACCACUUUCAGAAUUUUAGGAUUGUGGACCACACAAUUUGUGGUUACAGUUUUUCAAUACGUUUAACAACUUUCCUACUCUUAACCCACUACUCCUAACUCUUAACCCACCAACACACAACUGUCAAAACAGUUAAUUACAUGCUCAAAAUCACACAUUGUAAACAAAACUCCAGCACUCAUUUUUAACAUGCAAUAAUACAUUAACACAAUACACUAUGACUACCAAAACACUGCAAGCAUGUCUCAGAAAUCAAAUAAUUAUUCCAAAACACUAACACACGUUGUCUUCCAACAGGAACAUUUAGUCCAUCACGGCACAAUGUCAUAAAAACACUAACAUCAGAUGGAAUUACAGAAACGUUAUUUUAUAUGCCUCAGCCCUGCCCUUGUACAAUAGAUUGUAUAUUGUAUUGAUCAUAGAUCGUGUGUUGCACUGCAUUGUUUUGAAGCCUCUCUACAUUUUAGUUUUGUUGUUUUUAGUAAAUGCAUGCAUUUUGUUUCUUUGCAGCAGAAAUUCAGUACAAAAAAGUAAAUGACCCAUCUCAGGUAGGUUUACAGAAUGUACAGUUUAUGAAGAAAAAAAAAGACAACAGAGUCAGAAUGAAAUGCUUUAUUUGCAACGAGAAAUUAAUGCAAGAUAAAAAAAAAUAUGCAAUAUGUUAAUUGUAUAGCCUACAGAGACCGAUAUUGUACUAACUGUGUAUAGGAUUUUGAAAAUGUGACUACAGAUUGGAGAAAGGGAUG